CUCUGGUUGCAGCUGCAAGACUUCCUCAACUUCCAUCCAUUCCAUUCCUUUCAUCCUUCCGCAACUUCCUCCCAAGGAAGGAGACAGUUGCGCCCCCUGGUGACCAGAUGGAACCGUGGGCACCUUGGUCUUCCAGGCAGCCUUGAUAAGGCUACUCAAAUGGAGUAGGAAAAGGGUUAUAGUUGCUGCGUAUCUGUUUAAGUGUUAUUCUUGUGCAUUUUGCUUUUAAACAACAACAAAAAAUGCAUCCAGUACCAUGAGCCCGUAAUCGCUGAUAUUAUUGAAUACAAAGCUGAUUUUUAAGCAGUUAACAGUAGUUCAAAGAAAAUGUUAAAUACAUAAUGCACAAAUUACAGCAAAAAUUACGAUAGCAAACGGGCCUGGUGUUUCAUGCCUGCAGUACCAGGACAUGGGAGGUAGGACUGUGAGUCUUUUAAAAAAAAAAUGAAGGUAGUAAGAUGGUACUCAAAAUCACAAAAAAAGGAAGUUUCAAAAGGUCAAAGGGAACGUUCAUGUACUCUUUGAUUUUAUGUGUGGACUUGACAGGUGUUUUAAAUGAAAUUAACAUUUAAAUAAUUGAAAUAGCAUAAUGCAGAUUGCCCCCACAUAAUGUGAAUGAGCUCAUCCCCAUCCAUUGAAGGCCUGAACAGAACAACCAACCAGCAUCCUUGAGCAAGAGGAAAUGCUCCUGCAGACACCCUUCUGACUUCAAUUGCAUCUCUGUUGCUCCUGAGUCUCCACACUGCUGCAGAUUUUGGGGCUUGCCCAAAUUGCCUUCAGCGUUUCCUCCUUGCCCUCAUACCGGAUCCCUUGGCUGACAAGUUCCUAAGUACAACUCCUCACUCCUCUUGGACGAGAGCAAUAUAGUGGAAUAGAGCUGGAGCUGUGAGCGUGAAUCAGGAGAGCUGGUGUGCUGACUUGGGCCUUGGAGAGCCUGUCACAACAUCUUCGUCCUCUCUUGAGUUCCAUAGCAUCUGUAUGAAAAGAUGCUUCACUGGAUGAUGUCUACGGUCUUCACCAGAGAUUCACCUGUAUUUGCCAGAAUGCCUCAACUUCUUAACAGCAUACUCAAUGUGAGUAAGGUAUUCCAGAAAUAUGCUGAACACCAUGGGGAAUGCACUUCACUGAGCAAGAUGGAGUUGAAGCAGCUGCUUCUCACUGAGUUUGGAGACAUCCUUCGGAGACCGAAUGACCCAGAGACUGUGGAAACCAUUCUGGAACACUUGGACCGAGACAGAAAUGGAUAUGUUGAUUUUCAUGAAUACCUCUUGUUGGUGUUCCAAUUGGCCCAAGCCUGCCAUCAUAAGCUAGAUAGUAAGCUGUAUGGAGGCAGAACCUCCUCCCAGAAAGAACGGGAUCAGAAAGGAACACAGAGCCGUAAGUUUUCAGAAAACACAGGCAGACAACAUAGGCAGAAUUCUCACAACAGUCAGUCUGAGGGACAAAGUCAGGAUGUCCAACAUGAUCAGUCUCAGAAACAAGAUAAGAACUCUCACUACGGUCACUCUGAGAGACAUGGUACAGACUCUCACCAUGGUCAGUCAGAGAGACAAGAUAGGGAUUCCCACCAUGGUCAGUCAGAGAGAUUCCAUGGGGACUCCCACUAUGGUCAUUCUGAGAGAGAAGACACAGAUUAUAGCUCUGAUCAGUCUGAGACAGAUGAUCAAUACUCUAGCUCUGGUCAAAGAUUGAGUUAUAAAUCUAGCAAUGACCAGGCCAAAAGUCAAGGAUAUGUCUUUGCCUUAAAUCAGUCUAAGAACCCAGCUCAGGUUUCUCAUUACGGCCAGUCUAAAACAUUUGGACGACAAAGCAGCCGUGGCCAGUCUGGAAGGCUCCGACAAGAUUCUUAUUCUAGUCAAACCAGUCAACAAGAAUCUGGUUCUUAUGAACAAUAUGGAAGGCAGCAUCAGAAAUCAGGCAACAGUCAGACAGACAGACCGGCCCAGAAUUCUCACAAUAGCCAGCCAGACAAACAAAGACAUAGUUUCCAACAUGAUCAGACAGAUGGACAAAGCCAGAGUUUCCAUUAUGGACAGAUGGAUAAGCAAGGCCAGAAGGGUUUCCAACAUGGUCAGAUAGAUGGACAAGGCCAGAGUUCUCAUGACCAGACAAAGAGCAAAGGCCAAAAUUUUCACUGUGGUCAGAAAGGUAGACAAGGCCAGAGUUCUCACCAGGGUCAAUCAGACAAUGAAGACCAACAUUCAAGCUGGCAUCAGACAGACAGAGAAGGCCACAGUUUUCAUUUUGACCAGACAGGCAGACAAGGCCAGAGUUCUCACCAGGGUCAAUCAGACAAUGAAGACCAGAGUUCAAGCUGGCAUCGGACAGACAGAGAUGGCCAUAGUUUUCAUUAUGAUCAGACAGGCAGACAAGGCCAGAGUUCUCACCAGGGUCAGUCAGACAAUGAAGACCAGAGUUCAAGCUGGCAUCGGACAGACAGAGAUGGCCAUAGUUUUCAUUAUGAUCAGACAGGCAGACAAGGCCAGAGUUCUCACCAUGGUCAGAAAGGUGGACAAGGACAGACUUCUCACCAGGGUCAGAAAGGUGGACAAGGACAGACUUCUUACCAGGGUCAGAAAGGUGGACAAGGGCAGACUUCUUACCAGGGUCAGAAAGGUGGACAAGGACAGACUUCUUACCAGGGUCAGAAAGGUGGACAAGGACAGACUUCUUACCAGGGUCAGAAAGGUGGACAAGGACAGACUUCUCACCACGGUCAGAAAGGUGGACAAGGACAGACUUCUUACCAGGGUCAGAAAGGUGGACAAGGACAGACUUCUCACCAUGGUCAGAAAGGUGGACAAGGACAGACUUCUUACCAGGGUCAGAAAGAUGGACAAGGACAGACUUCUUACCAGGGUCAGAAAGGUGGACAAGGACAGACUUCUUACCAGGGUCAGAAAGGUGGACAAGGACAGACUUCUUACCAGGGUCAGAAAGGUGGACAAGGACAGACUUCUUACCAGGGUCAGAAAGGUGGACAAGGACAGACUUCUUACCAGGGUCAGAAAGGUGGACAAGGACAGACUUCUUACCAGGGUCAGAAAGGUGGACAAGGACAGACUUCUUACCAGGGUCAGAAAGGUGGACAAGGACAGACUUCUUACCAGGGUCAGAAAGGUGGACAAGGACAGACUUCUUACCAGGGUCAGAAAGGUGGACAAGGACAGACUUCUUACCAGGGUCAGAAAGGUGGACAAGGACAGACUUCUUACCAGGGUCAGAAAGGUGGACAAGGACAGAGUUCUCACCAGGGUCAAUCAGAUAGUGAAGACCAGAAUUCACAGUGGCAUCGGACAGACAGAGAAGACCACGGUUUUCAUUUUGAUCAGACAGGCAGACAAGGCCAGAGUUCUCACCAGGGUCAGACAGGCAGUCAAGACCAGAGUUCAAGCUGGCAUCGGACAGACAGAGAAGGCCACAGUUUUCAUUUUGACCAGACAGGCAGACAAGGCCAGAGUUCUCACCAGGGUCAAUCAGACAGUGAAGACCAGAGUUCAAGCUGGCAUCGGACAGACAGACAAGGCCAGAGUUUUCAUUAUGAUCAGACGGGCAGACAAGGCCAGAGUUCUCACCGGGGUCAAAUAGACAGACAAAACCAGAGUUCUCACUGUGGUCAGUCAGAGACUGGGAAAACUGAACUUCAAGGGCAAAACAGGUACUUCCAAGGAACUGAUAAAACAAGGAGAGAUUCAUAUGUUGAGCAAUCUGGAAGGUCAGGAAAACUAAGUCAACAGACUUCAGGAGAGGGAGUGAAUCAAACCCAGAGACAGAGAUUCCAGGAUAGAAGGGAGCAGCAAACUCACCACCAGGCAUGGAAACCUGAAGAAGAUAAUCAACACAAACUCUUAGCUCAGAUACAGCAAGAAAAGCCAUACUCCCAUAAUGAGUAUGACUGGCAAUCCCAGAGUAGUGAGGAGGGCCACUGGGCAGAGGAAGUGCAUCAUCAAAGCUGGGAUAGGCACAGUCUUGAGGAUCAGGAAAAUCUAUAUGAGGUGCAGAACAGGCAAACCCAUGAAGAUGAAAAAAGCCAUCAGACAAGGGAUAGGCAAACCCAUGUAGAUGAGCAGAAACAGCAAAGACAACACAGGCAAACUCAUGAAGAAAAUCAAGGUCAUCAACAUGGUAGACAAACCCAUGAAGAUGAGCAAAGCCAUCAGAGACAAGACGAAAAUCAAAAUCAUCAUCAACAGUGGGAUGAACAAACUCAUGAAGAAAACGAGAGGUUUCAAGGAUCCCAAGACCAACCCAGGAGCUUCCCCAACAAAGAAAAAUUCCACAUGAAUGAAGAGGACCAGUGCCAAGGAUCCCAGGAAAGACAUUUCCAUCCAACCCAUGGUGGUGAGAGGUCCCAAAGAAGAGAGCAACACAGAAACCACCCUACCAAAACAGCUAAUUCCCCCAACCCCCUCUAUGACUAUGUACGAGAGCAAGCAGCUUAUCAAUACUAGGCUGCCUGAGCAGCAGAGGUAACAUAGCUUGAAUCUAAUGAAGAAACCUACAUGUCCAUUCACCUUUGCUUCUGUUUAAAAGGGUCAAGCUGUAUGUCAUCCUUCUCUUUUUCAUCUAUCUAUGAGAAUGCUUCUGAAGACUAGUCUAGCACCCACUUUUUGAAAUUUCAAUUCCUUGAGUAGCAAUUCUAGGGUUAUUUGGUUGGGUGGAGUAAAUUAGGUGAACUAACCAAUCUUCAUUUUGAUCACUUUGUAGAUUUAAAUCAUUCCUAGUUUGUUUUCAGUUUAGGUGAUACUUGGUUGAAUCAUUGAAUGGCAGAAAAUUCUCCCUAACGUUUAGAAACAGGAAAAGGUACAAUGGAGACUUAUACUACGUUUGAAGGAAAGGAUUUUGGACUUUGAUGAGCUUUGGCUGCUGGAGA
Messenger RNA from Peromyscus californicus insignis, 4873 nucleotides. RefSeq names its product repetin (gene Rptn). The coding region runs from base 987 to 4451 and encodes 1154 amino acids. The record is from RefSeq and is a predicted model, not a curated record. Gene Ontology annotation, cellular component: cornified envelope. Gene Ontology annotation, molecular function: transition metal ion binding; calcium ion binding. NCBI's taxonomy places the organism in Eukaryota, Metazoa, Chordata, Mammalia, Rodentia, Cricetidae. The transcript has 4 exons.